Messenger RNA from Pectinophora gossypiella (pink bollworm), 10926 nucleotides. RefSeq names its product ABC transporter F family member 4-like. The record is from RefSeq and is a predicted model, not a curated record. NCBI's taxonomy places the organism in Eukaryota, Metazoa, Arthropoda, Insecta, Lepidoptera, Gelechiidae. Bases 151 to 1740 code for a protein of 529 amino acids. The transcript is spliced from 10 exons.
AUUUAUUAUUCCGCCGAAAACGAUGAACUUUAACGACGCUUUCUCGUUAAUUAUUCGUUUUGUUUGAUAAUACGCGCAGUUUCAGUGAUAAUUAGGUGUUGUGGUGUUUUAUCAAGUGUUUAGUGUUAUAAAACAUUUGUGAACGUAAAUAUGAGUCAAAUAGUGACGCGUAAGGGUGGUGUGACGGAUGAAAAGGACAAGAGCCGGACGGACAGUCCAGUGAAAGAGAUGAAAAAGAAAAUGGCCGCCAACGCAGAGAAGGAAAAACAAGCCGCGGAGAAGAAUUCGGAGAAGGUAGAUAAAACUACAGAGAAACCGAAACAGACAGAGAAACCCGCAGAGAAACCGAAACCGACAGAAAAAUCAGCGGACAAACCAAAACAACCUGAAAAAUCAGUGGAGAAAACGAAACAAUCGGAAAAGGCCGCAGAUAAACCGAAACAGAAUGAGAAACACACAGAAAAACCAGCAGACAAGAGUACAGAUAAGAAAGUGGAGAAGAAUGGAGUUGACAAUAAAAAGACAGAGACAAAAGACAAUAAAAAAGAAACGCAAGAGAAGAAGGAAGAUAAAGUAGAGAAAAAUGGAAAGGCUGACACGAAGAAGAACGGGGCACCCAAACAGAAUGGGAAACACAACGGUGAGACCAACGGAGUAUUCGAAGAGACCGCGAGUGAAGACGAGGUGAUCGAGAUAGCUGAUGAAGAGUUCCCCGAGCUCGCGUAUGAUGAGGGCUCUGACACUGAAGCCGCUACUCCUGAGAGCGCGCCCAGUCGCAGCGCCACCAGGAGGUCCCAGGUGAAGGCGACACGAACCCCGGAAACUCCACAACCGGCCGCUGAAAAACCGGCGGAGGCUUCUGAUGAUUCAAAGGACUCAAAACUGCUCAAACUGAAGGAAGACGCCUCAACGGAAAGAAAGCUGCGAUCAGCCGACUCACCGAAACGCGACACCAAGAAAGAUACGCCCAAGAAAGAAGAGAAGGGAGAUAAGGAGAAGAAAGGAGAGGAGAAAGAGAACGGACAGAAAGAUAAAGUUGUGUUGGACGUGGUUGUUGACGUCGAACAGGAGGAGGAGCCACGGAAGCCAGACACCAACUACAGCAAGUCUCGGGUCAAGGUGUCCCCCUACAGGCGCUCCCUGCGCUCGCACGACCACACCGCCAGCUCCGUCAUGGCCAACUAUACUGGCAACAACACGACGAUGGAGAUGGACAUCACGGAGACGUCCCUCGAGGAGCCCUCCCUGGACGAUAGCUCGUACCUGUCGGGGCUCCGCACCAUCCGCGGCCGCCGCUCCUACAAGCCGCUCAAAGAGAUGGCGCUCAAACACGUGCCCAGGACCACCGCACACGUUUCAGUAUCCGAGCCGACCCGCCCAACAGGCACCGUGGUGGGCCGCAAGCGCAAGCCCGAGGCGGACGACAGCAUCGAGGUCGCCACCGAAGCAGGGGAGACAGGCGGGGUGCUGCACGGCAAGAGGAUGAGACUGUUGGAGAGGAUCGCAAUGCCGUUCAGGAGGACUGUGGCCUCCACGCCGCUACCACGGAGGAACGCUGAUAUCGUGGGCAUCAACACCGACCUGCCCCUCACAGCCCCCGUGGCGUCCGCCGACACCUUCGACCCGGAGACGCUGAAGACCUCCCCCCCCUCGGCCUCCGCCCCCGCGCCGCAGCUCACCGUGACGCCGCCGACGCCCGAUGCUGACAUGAAGGAUAACAAACGGUGUAUUGUUAUGUGAGUACGCAACUAAUGUGCAUUAGGAGGUGUGUAGCUUUGUAGCGGGAUAUCCGAUGUUUAUAUCAAUAAUUCAUUAGCUAAGCGGGAUUAAGGCCACAUCGAAGCAAUUCAUCUAAGAAAGCAAUAUUUAUUUAUCUAUUUAUUAAUGGAUCAAUUACAGCUAUGCACAUUAUAACAUUUAGUUAAGACAUAAUUAGACAAAGUGAAACAGUACUUAUGUGUAAGCCGAUUACAAGUGAACACAACAUUCAUCAUAAAAAGAUAACAACAUCUAGUCUGUUGUGGCUAACUUCAGCAAUAUUGCUAUUUGACAUUUGUUUGCAUUGCGCUUUUGUGUGCGUAAAUGUCAAAUUAAAAACAUAGAACACGUUCAGCUGCUUGUCUUCCCGGGCAUGUCGUAAAAACCGACAGAGGGAUUGUGUCCUCUAACAUGAUGGACUAAUGUUAUGGGCGAUAGGCUGAUCCCUUAACGCCAUAAGGUUUAUCAUCCAGCUUAUGACAUCGUAUCAACAGUGGUUGAUUACUUGUGGCUCUGCCCACCCCAUUAGGGAUUACGGGCGUGAGUUAAUGUAUGUAUGUAUGUAAAUGUCAAAUUGCAAUAUUGCUUUCUUAGAUGAAUUGCUUCGAUGUGGCCAUUUUAACCCCCCAGGGGAUCUAUAAAAAGCAAUAUUAUAGAACUGAAAAUAAUUUAAAAAAACACAUAUUUUCCUAAAUUUUCCUACUUGAUAUCAACUCAGAAUCAUGGUUUGAAUCAUCCCCCUCAGUAUUCGUUACGUUGUCACUAACACCCUAUUAUACCCCUCUGUCUGUCACCCCUUCAGGGAUGCAGGCGUGAUGCUAUUGCUGUUAUAAAUAUCGGAUAUUUUCUAACCCUACAUGUAGUGUAGAGGCUAAGGAGACUGUGAGGAUUGGAGAAAAAAAAAAACAUUUUUUCUUUACAUCUCCAUACCACCUGAAGCACACUCCACUGCCUAGCCUAGUAAAAACCAUGGUAUAAGAAGACCAGGUAUGCUCAAUCCUAUGACAAGCCGCCAUUGCUAGCCCUUUGAUGACGUAUGUGUUACCAACUGUGUUACCAUUAAAUUGGUAUCUCCAACAUUCGAAAGACGUAAAUUUUAUUAUUGAAAAUUAAGUAAUAAUAAUAAUAAAAACGUUUAUUUAGGUAAAAUCUACGACACACAUAUACAUUUACAACAAGUAAGUGACUUACUGGCUAAUGUAUUUAAUUACUGUUACUUGUCACAUAAAUAAAGAUAAAAAAAUGAAAAUAAAUAAAUUAAUAAUAAAUUUGAGGAAAUAUGAUUGGCCACCUGAUACGACACGAUUCAUUUAUAACAAAGAGGAGAGGAAGAGAGGAAGGGGUAGACCUAGGAGAACAUUUAUGAAACAAAUAAAAGAGAAGGUGCAGGUCGUGUCGUAUCGGGAGGUGAAGGUUUUGGCGGGAAGAAGAGAGGAAUGGCGGUUACUCCACCGACAAGAGCGCAGCUCUUAAAUAGAGAGAGAGACUUGUCACAUAUAUAAAAAUCACUAAAACUGUAAGUAACUCUUUUACUAAAUGUUCAAAAUUAAAAACAAUGGUCGUGGGUAAUUUAUUUUUUACGAAAUGGUAACUCAGGGUGGGGUGACAGCUGGGCUAACCUUGAAAUGUUAGCUGUCAGUUUUGAGCAUACCAGCCGGGUCUGCAUGACAACUGCGCCGCGCGCGGUGCGAAUUAUAUCGAGCGCUUGGAUGAAUAAACGAUACGAAUGCUAUCUACGUAGAUGGACGUCAAACGGCUAUUAGUCGAAGCGCUCAAUAUAAUUCGCACCGCGCGCGGCGCGGUUGUCAUGCAGACCCGGCUGGUCUUCUUAUCCUAUGGUAAAAAUCACGUACUGCAUAGAGGAAAACUUAGAAAUACUUUGUUAUAAGUGUUAAAACAUAAGAAUGACGUCACAUAUGACGUCACGUCUAGAAUAUUGCCUUUACAGGAGUGAAAUUACAAAUUUGAUACAAAUGAGAUGUAAUAAAGUUCAAAAUACAAUACUAUGCCGAUGUGCACUUGUAAAAGAAUAUAUAUAAAAAUAUAUGGUAUAAGAAAACAAAGUAUAAAUUAUGAUUGUAUUAUCGAGAAAAUGUUAUAAUAAAUACUUAAUGAGAAGCUCGGUGGCGCAGCGGUAAACGCGCUCGGUCUGCGAUUGUUGAAGUUAAGCAACUUUCGCAAAGGCCGGUCAUAGGAUGGGUGACCACAAAAAAAGUUUUCAUCUCGAGCUCCUCCGUGCUUCGGAAGGCACGUUAAGCCGUUGGUCCCGGCUGCAUUAGCAGUCGUUAAUCAAUCCGCACUGGGCCCGCGCACUGUGGAAUAUUUGGGUGUGUUUCGGAUCAAAAAUCUGUAACUCCGUCAAUUUUAAAGAUAGAGCGAUGUAAUUUUGCACUAAUAUAAAGGAAUAUAUAAAAAUUCAUAUAAGUAAUGUUUGGUGAAUUGAAAUUACGCGUAAUUUUUUUUAUUAAAUAAAGAAAACUCACAAUCGUUUAAAAUGCUAUAUAUUUAUUGAAAUUUAAAUUUUUAGUUAUAUUAUCUUACCUGUAUUUCUUAACACUAAUUACUCAAUUAACAUAACUUAUCAUAUUAAUGAUAAAAUAAAAUAAAAAAUGGUACAGUACCUAUAGCUAUACAUUAUGCUAAACAUAGAAAUGAAUCAAAAUUUUCUUAAUAUUAUUAAUUUAACUAGCUAUGUAAUAGGGUUUCUUGUUAGGUUCAUUCCCAUUUACACCUGGUGAGCUUCAGGAUCUAAAAUCAGUUCAUUAACCUUAAGAAGGAAUUCUUCAACUAGUUUUGCUUCCGUUCCUUCUCCCAUAGAACGCAAUCCUUGAAGAUAUCCGCCCAGAAUGUGCUCCAAACCAUAUUCGUUCAUCAAAAUAGUGUUUCUUCUUUUUUUGCUUGAUUCUGAAGAAUCUCCAUAUGUCACACACGGUCUUCCUCGUUUACCAGAAGAAGUAGACGGUGCUGAGUCUGUUGACACGUUUUCUGAUGUAGGUAUAGUCACGGAAUAUUCAGAAUCCAGCCAAUUUGUGUUAUUUUUUAAAAAUAUAUUCUUAUUGCGUGCUGCUUCUUUCCAGCGUCUAUUAAACGCAGGGAUGAUAGUCUGUUGGAUUUUACCAAUUAUAAAACAUAUAUUGUCUUCUGAUACUUGUUUUUCCUCCAAAUAUGACGAAAGUGCCGCAGUCGUUUUACCGCCUUCUAUAUAAGAUUCUAUUAAUUCACGUUUACUACAGUUAAAAGUAGACAUUUUGAAGAGAAAAAUAGCCGUACUAUACGAAAAUACCACUGAAAUUGUAAUGGAAACAUAUUUUGUUACCUCCCUUUAUAUAUUGUUUCAGAAUGUGUGAAUUAAUUCAGAUAUCUAUUUUCUCACGGAAAAUGACACCAAAAUGAUAAAAACUUAACAAUAUAAAAUAAUCAAUUGAUAAACUAUACCACUAAGUAUUGUUAAAUCAAGUCAACCACGAAACCGCAAUUGAUAGCAAUUUCCGUUCCCUGACUAGGAUUCGAUUUUAUCUCAUAUCUCCAAAGUUCGCAAAAAAUCGCAGCUAAUUUUUAUAUAUGUUGUUGAUAAGUAACUAAACUAUCAAUUAACAUUAAAUUCAAAGCACCGGUAAACGCCGGUAAAUGUUAAAAGCUUCGACGAAGUUGAAGAAAACCUUUUUUUUCCUCCAUUUCUUCUUUAAUUUUUUUUACGUAUAUAUUCGUAUUAAAAACAAUCAAUUUAAUUUGUUUAAAUUUUCCGAUAGAUAAGCUUUUCAAAAAUAUAUAAUACAAUAUACCUUUCAUUUUAAGUUUUAAAACUAUCUGACUUUGAAAAUCGUCAAUGAGGAACUUGAUAUUUCCCAAUUUCAUGAACCUUAACUUUACCACAUGAAAACAACUACUUUCACCAAAUAUAAUAUGAAUUGCGCUACAGAAUAUGAAUCUUCGACUUUCGAACUAUUAUAUUACAUUGAUAGAAGGACCUAUUUCAAUUGGUGAAAAAAUGAAUUUUGAUACGCGUUUGUUCUACCAUAUUCCAUAGUGCCGCGUGGUGGUUUAAAGCCCGAUCUCCCUAUUCAUCCAUAGGGAAGGCCCGUGCCCCGGCACUGGGGACGUUAAUGGGCUGGUGAUGAUGAAAUACUUAAUUAUAAUUAUAUAAAAAUCAGUAAUAGCCCUGUUAGGAAAACGUCUGGCUUACAUCGUAGUGUUACGGGUUCGAAUCCAGGUUUGGGCUCUAAACCACUGAAUUUGACUUUAUGAGUUUGAAUUCAUGUCAUCAUAGAUAAUUGAUAUCACGUGGUUUCCAAUAUUUGUGCUUGUUUAAUAGCAAUAGGCUCGCUUCAUAUGACAUUGGUUUGAAGUAUAGCUAGCGAGGUCUAGGUGUAUGUACUGUACACCUCUGCGUAACCCUUUGCGGGUACAGGCGUGAUGCUAUAUAUCUAUGUAUGUAAAAUGUAACACUGUUGUCAAUUUCAAAAAAGGGAACUUGCAGAAUGUGUGUUUAAUUAAAUACCUUGUUUUUUUAUACCAUGAUAGUAAAAAAAAAUAUGUUUUUUAUGAACAGCACUAUGAAGUGAAAUCGUUUUUGUACAUAAUAAUGUGUAUGGAUAUAAAAUCAGCCAAGACGGGGCCGCCACUGGAUAUAAAUGUCGCCGUAUCACUCUACGAUUAGACGUUUUUAAAACAACGCCGUUUUGUAAUACAGCGGGUUAAUAAUUAGCCGGAUUGAAUAUUGUUAUCCUUUUCAAACGAUAAGUGCGAGAAAGAAACAGCUACUUUUACAACUGUAAAACUUGGUUACAUUGUUUGAGCUUUAUGUGGUUAUUAUCAUUAUUAAAACACAUAAUACCGGGUUCUUACCGCACCUGAACCCGGUAACCCGGUUACCCGGUAUUAUGUGUUUAUUGCUUACCUUCUCAAACGAUAUGCUAAACAUGGUACCGGGUGAGAGCCUUCAGCGCUCCCCAUUGGUCCGGCCAAGCACGAUAUGUGCAAGAAAAAGACAGCUUUAGCUAUACAAUUGUAAAACUAAGCUAAUUAAAGUUUUUCGCAUUAUCUUAGUCCUUAUAGCGUUUACUGAGAUUACUUGUAAUUGUCCUACUAACGUCUUGAUUGGAUAAUGGCUGAUAAACGUAUCCAUUAUUUAAUUUAGAUGAUUGUCCUGUCGAUUCUGCUAAAUAUAGUCUAUAUUUCCCCUUCACUACGAUCUGGGGACCUUCAUUGUGAAGGCAUUUAAUAGGCAAGCAUACCACCUUUGACCUGGAACCUGACAGAGGGCAGCAGUAACUGUCAGUACUAUUCAGAGGCGGAGGACAGGAGUCCUAGUACGGCUUUAAAAUAGAUUAGUCUGGUGGCCAUCCCAAUCGUUUCAGACAGAGUACUGCGGGGCGGAAGGCAAGAGGGUAACCACUGUCCUAUUUUCCCCUAAAAAAGUAGCAUAGAGAAUGCUACACCGACAAGAGCGUGGUUUUCUCGUUUAUCUUCAUUAAAACGUGUCCACAGUUGCAUAUGGUAAUGGUAAGUGAAGAUCUGGUUUAAGGUGGUCAUCAUCACUAAUUUAAGAGCCACGCUCUUGUCGGUGUAGCAUUCUCCAUGCUACUUUUUUAAGGAAAAAUAGGACAGUGGUUACCCUCUUGCCUUCCGCCCCGCAGUACUCUGUCUGAAGCGAUUGGGAUGGCGCCCAGAGUAAUCUAUUUCAAAGCCGUACUAGGACUCUUGUCCUCCACCUCCACUUGAUAUUAACUUAGAAUCGUGAGCUGAAUCAUCCCCCUCAGUAUUCGUUACGAUGUCACUUACACCCCGUAUAAGUACGUAGCAGCCGUACGGGUACGUAUGGGUGUUAGAAUAACACUGUUAGUGACAUCGUAACGAAAACUAAUACGGCUGAUUCAGACCGUGAUUCUGAGUUGAUAUCAAGUGGAAAUUUCCGUCGCAAAACUACAUACUUACUUGAUUUUAGAAUCAUGAUCUGAAUCAUCCCCCUUAGUAUUAAUUACGGUGACACUAACACUCUGUAUAGUCGUGAGCUUUUGUUAAUUAUAUUUCUAUGUUUAGUUGAAUCGACAGUAAGCGUGUACCAUUUGUAGGUACGACGUGAUUUUAAACAUGCGACCAUUAUUAAAUUUACGUGAUUAUAUACGUGCUAUGAAUUGAUAAAAUAAUUGUUUAUUUAUUAAAUAAAAAAAUUAAAAUUCAAUUUCUUUAUUCAGGAAUCUAAGCCCACACAUAACUUUACAUUACAUUAAAUUAAAUUUACAUUACAUUAAAACUAAAAUAAAUACAUUAAUUACUUUUGUUUUUACUUACACAUUUUUUGUUCUAUUUGUUUGUUAGUAUAUUUUUCUUUAUAUUAUUUCGUCAUUUCAUAGCACAUCAUGUUAGGCUAGGUUACAUUAAUUGGAAUGCAGUUUACAGAAUGUUUGUAAAAAACUCGGAUAAGUCAAGCCGUGAAGGCGAUCAAUCAGAUCGCUACAACAAACAGUUUAGGACCGCGAUACGCCAGCGUGGUCGACGACAUAUGAACGAUAGGUAUAAGCCUUCAUUUCAUCAAAUUCGAAAUUCAAAAAUAUUUUUUAUUCAGUAGGUAACAUAGUUACACUUUGAACCGUCAUUUUUUACAUAACCAACGUCUCAUCCGCCUGAAACUACUGCAGCUCCUCACAACCUGUAUAGCCGGGGAAAAGAAGCUGCACAAAAAUCUCGGUUCUGGUGUACGUACUGCUAGGCCGCACGCCUUACCAUCAGGUGUGAUCUUUUCAGUGAUUAUACUUAUGGCUCAUUUGAUCGACCAAGUAGCGAAUACCACGCGAGGCAAACCUAACUAAAAUAAGGCCUACACUUCAGAUUGGUUGAAGAAUAAUUCCAAGCUUUUGAUCCAAUAUUUUUUUCUAAGAAACAUUCUGUAAACCGCAUCUCAUCUGCAACCGUAACAUGGUGGCAGCAUACCGCGCGCGACGCGAUAACUGCGCCAAUAUAAUUGGUUUAUUUAUCGUGUAGCCAAUCGUCAUCUCAGGCUACAUCUUGUGACAGGAAAUGGCCAAUAGGGUUGGUUUAUUUAUCGCAACACGCGCGUUAUGCGGACGGCAUGCUACGGGGGCUGAACUCUCAAGAGUUCAUUUUAAAACGCAACGUGGAGGUGUCCUAAAUAAAAAAAUAAACGUUCGAUCAGAACGAUAGAACAGAAUCAUGUUCAAAAAUAUAUUUUGUGCGAGUUUUAUAAGCAAUAAACGUUAAGGAUUACCAUUUGGCUUUCAUUUUAAUUGUAAAAUGAUACUAACAAAGAAAAAUAAAGAAAGAAAUAUGAGUAUCAUACAAAUUAAUCACGAAUAAAUCAUGACAACACAAUAUUAAACCACCGAAUCUAUGCCAUAAAUGACCAUACAAAUAACGAUCACAGUAUAGUAAUAAUAAGGACGAUUUUUGUUUGAAUCUUAAGUCAUGAUUGACGAAUUAUUGCAAGAUGUAAUAUCGCUCUAAGCUCAAUGAACAUAGAGGCGGAAUUAUAGAAAUGCACUUCUCUCGUCAAAGAAUAAACAGUAAUACUACAUAUAGAAGGGACACUCGUCUCUGCACUAAUAAGAGCUUGUAGCAAACCUCACACCACCGAUAGAGGCCGCUUUGACCUAUGAAAGUCGUUAAGCAAUACGGAAGCGCGCCUGCACUCUCUUUCUCGCUCGUACACUCGAGUUGAGGCGUCACACGGUAAGAACGAGAUUUUUGUACGAAGUGUCCGUGUUGUCAGUACCGCCUCUAUGGGAAUUGCGCAUUUCGCGAAUUUCUCUGUCAAAUGUACAGGGAAUUGUAACUCACAAAAAUGAAAAACAAUUUAAAACACACCGGUUUUUGAGAACAACAAGACACAUUUUGUUGGGUUGACCAUGUUUUUGUAAGUACGCAAGUGGAGCAUUUGCAAUAAAUGGAUUAGAUCGAUAUUGUAACCGAUUAUAAAGAUUUUUUUAUACGUACAAUGCUAGCUAAGCUAAUAAAUAUAAUUGGCAAAAAUAGUAGAUUUUUUCUUUUAUGUUAUGCAACACAGUCAUUACAUAUUUAUAAAUUUAAUAUGAUUGGUUGAAUGUAUUAGUGUUGCCAUAUACACACACUUUUUCUACUAUUUCCUGCCAAAUAUAUUUCGUUCUAAAAGCGAUUAAUUAUUAUCGGUUAGCAUUUAAACAAUGUUAAGUAGACAUAGUAUUUACCUAGUUUUAUUGUAGUUUUUUAACAAGGUAUAAAACCAAAUGAGUAGUAAAAAAUAUUAUUAUGAAAUCCGCUUAAGGAAUCCUCGGUAAAAAUAGUAUUUGAUGAAAUAAAGACAGUGUAAAUUUAAAAGCAUUUUUCGUUUCAAUAAAAUUAAAAAAAAGGCAUAAGAAGCAGAAAAUAAUGGAAGGUUAUACAGACAUCUUUAUUUAUAGAAUAUUAUAAGUUGAUUUAAGAAAAUAAGGGUUUAAUUACAAGUUUUCCAGGAAUUCGGUUUUCAAGAAAAUUAUAACUAGUAGUGUUAUAUUACUGGUAGGCUAAAUUAAAUUGCUAUAUUAUAACAACCAGUACAAUUCAAUUUAGCCUAUAACCGUUUUGUCUGAUUCUAAUUUAGCUUGCUAUUGCAUUAGGUUUGUUAAUAUAUCGACAAAAUACAAUCCUAUUUACCCUAUCAUCAAGUUCCAAGGGCCCAUUAUAAAGUAAUUUUCAUUAUUAGCAUAAGUGGCAACAUUGAUGCCAAAACGUCGAGUAUUGCCAAUUGAAACUUGAAAAGUUUUACCAAAAUAAUUCCCUUGUAUUAUUUAUCUAAAAAUGUCAAGUGAUGAUUUUUGUUUUUUCUUAUAAGUAUUAUAUAUUAUUUUAGUUCUCGACAGGCGCAUUUUGAUUUGAUUUAUAGAAUUUUGAAUUACAAUAAAUGAUUAAAAUGGUGGCUAACAUUCAGAACUCAAUAGAUGGCGCCACAUAGACGUGAGGUCUAUAUAAUGUACUUUUUAAAGACAAAGGCUGUAUUGUGUAAAAAUCCUUUGCUUAUAAUUAUAAAAAAAAAACCGCCUUCUGUUGGGCACUUAAAUGUUAGUCUCCCAUUUAUAUUUUGAUUUAUUAUAAAUAAAAAUAAUGUUUUUGUGUAAGAUAAUCCUAGUUUAGUCUAAUGGAAGAUAGAAAUAUGAUUAUAUAGAAAUGAUAAUUUUGUUAAUAAAUCAUUGGAAUCGA